AUGCAAACCCUUCCGGUGAGAUCGACUCAAGUUCACGUUUCUGACACUUUGAAAUCGGGCAAUCCGGAAGAUUCUCCAAAAAACCUCACGGAACUCGACAACUCCGGAAAGAUGAGCGGAUGGUUACGUAAUCUGCAAGGUCAGCUCACCGAGCUUGCCUCUGAAGUGCUGAAUGAAGCCACCGAGGAAACGAGUGAUCCCGAAUCGGAACUUCAAGUAACCGUUAUUGUGAUUAAUUUACUGGGCAAUUUAGGAACCAGUCAUACAUUUCAAGCAAAAUUCUGCUCGAUUCAGAAUCUUUUUCAAGUGAUCACAAAGAAAUUAACGGAAGCAGAAAGCCAGUUGGCAAAUGAGCAGAGAAAAGGUCAAGAACAAGUGAAGAAAAUAAACGAUUUGGAAGAGCAGUUAUUCGCGAAAAACGUCGAAAUUGAUGCAGUCACAACAAAAUACAAUCACAUAAUCGAGAAUCGUGACUCACAAAUCCGUUCUCUGCAGAGGAGUAAAUUUGAGGUUGAUAUAGAACGAUUACGACACUCAAACGAUUCGAGUGUGGUGCUGUUAGAUGAGGAUGAUGAAGAUGGCUUAUUGACGGAUUCCAAUAAGAGAACCGAACGUUUGAAAGAUCAAAUCGAAGAGCUCAGGAAAGAGGUAGCGCACUGGAAGAGAAUCGUUAAUGAGUCACUGAAUGCCGAUCACUCUAAACGGAUAGCUGAAUUGGAAUGUAAGUUGGGUGAACAGAAGAGCAAAUCAGAAGCUGAGAUGGCCGCACUCGUGCUGGCGCAUAACGAGAACAUUGCACAUUUACGAAGUGAAUAUGAAUCGAAAUUCAGUCAAGUCAGUCAUCAGUUGAAAGCAUCUCAAACGCACGCUCAACAAACACUCAAUCCUACUGCCCAGCAAUCAAAAACACCAGAAUCAGAUGAUUGGCAAAAUGCGUGGGAUGAUGUGGAUAACUUGUCGCUACCGACGUUCACGGUCGAGGAAGAUCCGGCAUUGGAGCAUCUUCAGAAGGAGCACAAAGAUUUGAAGCAGAAAUUAGAAACUAUCACAAAGGAGUUGAAUAAGGAGAGAAUGAAGAAUAAGGAAAUGUCUGAUGAAGUGGACAGACUUGCCAUGCAAGCUGUUGAUUCGGUGCUCAACGAUCAGUUGCAGAAUAUCAGAGACGAGAAUGAAAGUCUCAGAAUGCAACUGAAAAACUGUAGCGAAGAGUUGCACGAAUCGAAUGGAGAAGUGGAAAAAUUGAUCGUAAAGUUGGAUUCGGCGAAUGCACAAAUCCAUUCCUUGCGAGACAAAUACGAAAAAGAAGCGAAAUUAGACGAAGAUAGAUUGGUGCCGGGAGAGAAGGCUGAAGAAACUGAACGAUUGCCCUUCGAUGCAGUGCCUUGUUCGUCUUCGAUGCGCUCCAGUCGUCGUUUGAGUAUUGAGAACGCACAGACAAUCUCAGUACUGACCCCGGAAUUCAGUACUGCGUCGGAUGAAAACAGUUCAGACAAGGAUAAAGAGUUGGAAAAGCUCAGGCGUGAGAAUAACGAGUUGACGAUGGCAUAUAAUGAUCUGAACGAGGAGUUCGAAAACCAUAAAGCCGAACACGGCUCAGUGCUCAUAUCGAAUCGUGACCUCACCGAUCGUAUUGAUGCGUUAAAAGCGAAUUUGAUCGAAUAUGAAGAACGAUAUGAGCUUUGUAAAGCGGAGAACGCUGAAACCGUGCAACAAUUAGAGAAACUAACAAACGACUUCGAAAGACUUCGACAAUCAUUUGAAGCUUCUAAUUUCAGACCAUCCAGCGGAACGCCAUCAGAUGAAGUGGAAAGACUGCGUAUGGAAUUGGAGUCGUCGAAGGAUGAACGCGAACGUCUUCGCUCAGAUGUUUCUCGAUUUCGUACCGCAGUCGGUGCGAUUGACUUGGAACUUAAUAGUUUAAGGGAAUCAAACGAAAGAUUGGCUCGAGACAACAUGGCAAUGGGCAGAAAUCUGGACAAAUUCAUUGAUAUCCGUGAAAUGCUGGAAAGAAGUGAUGUGGAACUGAAAUCGCUUCGUGAUAAGUUUAUACAACUUCAAAUGGAACACAGAGAAAAAGAAAAUAUAUGGAAGAAGGAAUUGGUUGCGAUAGCGGAUGAACGAGAUAGUGCACAGAAAGCGUUGGACGAAUGUCGAACGCGUUGUACGGAAACAGAAUCAGCGUUGCAACGGUAUCGGAGUGGCACGAACGAAGGCGGAGCAAGUUACGAAUUCAUGGAAAUGAAAACCGAAACCGUACAAACUGGAAGCAGUGAGGAGGGAACGACUGAUUCGAAUAGUGGAUGGGAAAAAAUGACUGACUGGGAUGCAUCAACGGUGGUUGCCGCAAACGUGUCAUCCACCAGCACCCAGAACGGAAACAAUCCAUCGGUCGAAGAGCUCAAAGAAGCACUGGAGAUGGUCACUGAAAAGACUGAAGAGUGUGAGGAAUUACGAAGACAAAAAUGCGAAAUUGAGAAAGAGUUCGAGUUACGUCAAACGUAUAUUGAGGAAUUGAUGGCUCAAACAAAUGCGCUACAGUUACAGCAACAGACUCAAGCAGAUGCCUUCAGUGAAAUGCGCGAGCGAGCAAAUAAAAUCGAUUGCGAAAAGUUGGAGAUGGAAAGAAAUCUGAUACAAGUGAGAGAACAAUUAGAAGAAUCAACACGCAAGAUGGAUGAGCUGAAAGAUGAAAAUAUGAAGCUGGCAAGUCUUUUGAAAGAAUCUGAAUCGGUAUCGCAUUCACAUGACGAAGAAAAAUUAGCCGAAAUCGACGAGCUGAAGAAGCGUUUGGCCGAGAACGAGAAGCAUCAUCAAGAUGAACUAAGCACUCAAAAAUACCAGUACGAGGAGCAAUUGCACGAACUAAGUGAAGAAAAACGUUCGCUCGAUGGGCGCGUUGAGGCGUUAGAAGAACAACUGCUUAAGGAACGGAAAUCGCUCAAGUCAGCAUCAGAAUCGCAACGGUCGUGCAAAGAAGAAUUAGCUAAGAUUAAGGAGGAAAAAGUUGAGAUGCUGAAGCGUAUCGAGUCGUUGAAUAGCGAGUUGGUAGAUUCAAAAAGUAGUUUACGGCAUCUGAAUACCGUCCCAGUGGUGAACAUGGAAGAGGUGGAGAAAAUGAGAGAAGAAAUCUCAACUUUGCAGCAGUCGCUGAAAGUGGCUGAAGAGAAAUGCGAUACAUUUAAAUUGGAUAACAGCAAGUUGUCUGAUGACUUACAGAAUAUGAAAUCAACCCUGGCAGAAGUGGAAAACCAACGCAAUGAAUUGGUGACAUUGGUAGAGCAAAAGCAUAACGAAAGUGUUCAGUAUCAUUCACAACUGCAAGUUUUAUUGACUGAAAAAGAGGAGAUUGCUGUGAAACUGAAGACAAGUUCACAACAAAUCGAAAAUUUGGAAAAUCAGAUUGCAAGUUGUAAAGAGGCACGAGAUAAGUCGUUGCGUGAAUGUGAUCGAUUACGUGAACAUUUGGUAAGCAUCGAAGAGACGUCCACAAAAGAAGCCGUAAUAGCCGAAGAAAGGGAAACGGAUUUGAGGAAAAGGAUUCGUGAACUUGAGCAAAAAACUGAAGCAACCGAAGAUUCGGUUAUCCAGUCGUCUAAUAACUAUCAGCAACAGAUCGGUCAGUUGUCUGAUGAGAUCGAUCGUUUGCGACAGCAAAAAGAAGAAGCAUCAAAAUUGUUGGUGGUUCGUGAACGAACUCUGGCCGACACGCAGAAAGCGCUGUCGAAUUUGCAGACGGUUGUCCGUGACCUCGGAGUUGAUCAUGAGGCGCAGUUGGCUCAGCAAGAUCAACAACUGCAAAAUCUGAAGGCUGAAAUUAAUACUCUCCAAAGGGAUAUAGAGGCUUCAAAAAAGAAGGAAGAAAUGUUGAUUCUGGAGAAGCAGGUGUUGGAGGAUUCAGCCGUUCAUCUGAAAGAAGAAUUGUCGCGAAGAGACAUUGUGAUCGAAGAACUCGAAGCACAAAUAGACGAGCGUGGUGCUGAAAAGGGUGGUGGUGCGUCGUCGUCCUCUUAUCAGAUUGACGACGAAACGCUCAGACAACUCUUUCUAUCUUAUUUCACAGCCGAAAAAGACAAACAGCCCGACAUUGCUAUGCUAAUGGCUUCUGUGCUCGGAUACUCUCAAGAGGACGUUGCAAAGAUUCAAGCAGCAAAUCAGUCAUCGUCACGGGGUUGGUUCGGGUUUAGCUUUACUCCACGAUCAUCCGCCACCCAGAAUUCAGUUUCGAUAACUGAACAGUUCAUCAGAUUUCUCGAAAACGAAUCGAUAGCUGCAUCGGCCUCACGAUCUUUACCCCUAACGGUUAUCAUCUCUUUCCGUCGAUAUUUCAAUGAUCACUAA
Molecule: messenger RNA, 4338 nt
Organism: Anisakis simplex (herring worm)
Lineage: Eukaryota; Metazoa; Nematoda; Chromadorea; Rhabditida; Anisakidae
Source: the annotation of a GenBank genome assembly